AUGGACCGCUACCCGCCAGCAAUGCCGCCCUAUGCGAAUGCGCAGCAGCCGGGCGACGCCGCCUCGCACCCGCCCAACCCGCAUCCGCACACCCUGCUUAAAGUAACCUCCGAACAAAACGUCCGGCUUCACCAACCGCCUGUUCACCCUGUCUGCCAGGAAGUCAAGCCGCGCCUCACGAAAGAGCAACAUGACAUCCUCGAAGCCCACUUCCAGCAGCAGCACAAGCCGAGCACCACCACCAAGAAGGGUUUCGCCGAGUCGCUCGGCGUGCCUCUCGAGAAAAUCAACAAUUGGUUCCAGAACCGCAGGGCCAAGGUCAAGCAGGACAUGAAGAAGCAGAUGGCGCAGUACAACAUGCAGUUGCAGAUGCAGCAGCAGCAACAGCAGCCCUCGCAACAGCAGCAGCAGCAGCAGCAGCAGCAGCAACAACAACAACCACCCCAGCAACAGCCGCAGAUGCCGCAGCAACAAAUACCCAUGCACAGCCAGAUGCAGCCCGCUCCCCAGAGCGCGCCGCAGUCGCAACCCCAGAGGCCCGAGUUUUCGUACGGCCCGCCGGAUAUGAGUUCGUCGUCGUUGCCCGGGAAUGGUUUCGCGGUGCAGCAGGCCCCAGAAAUGAUGGCCCCACAAAUGCCCCCUCAAGACUACUCCUCCGGCCACGGCCACGUCCUUUCCUCAAUUUCCGAGUCCACCCAGCCUGGUUCGUACGACGCCGUCAUGCAAUCGCUGGUCAAUGCGGGCUACCCGGUGCAGGUGAGCAGUGCGAACGGAAUGCCCUCUGGCCUCCAGCCGACGGACCCCUUCGUUUCAUUCGACGGCUCUAACAUCCCCCACUCCAUGGGUGGUGACUCGCACUUUGCAUUCGCCGAUUUCCCAGGCUCGGAUCCCUUUGGAGACGGUUUGGGCGAUUUUGGAGCCGACCAUUUCGAUUUCAACACGCUCGCAUCCUCCGCUCCCGCCUCCUUCUCGGGCAACCAUGCGCGGGCCACCGCAUCGACAGAAACCUCGCCUUUUUCGGCAGGCCAAUCGAUUCAGAACGGCGGCUCGUCGGCCACAUCUGUGCAAUCAGGCUGGAUGGACAACCAGCGCGAGGAUUCCCAAGAAGGAUCGAUCAGCGGCAGCGUGCCUGGCCCGGGGGGUCAGUGGAUGGCGAACCAUUUCCAGCCGCAGAGCGUUUACCAGCAGAGCAACACGUCGAAUCAGACUUUGAUAUCGACCGCAGCCGACCCGAGCGAGUCGUCCAUGUACCAGUUCAGCCAGCCCGAUUUCAACCAGCCCUUCGCAUUUUCCGACGAAGCGCUGCACCGCCGCGAUUCCCCUGCUACAGCUCUCGCCCAAUCGAUGGGCAACGUCGAGCUCCAGGGCCAAUCGAACAGCGAUGCGGGCUUCAAACAACCCGACCAGCCAUCGAGCAUCGCUGCGCGGAGGCAGCGGCCCCGUCCCGCGGCUCUUGGUCAGGCCGCCCUUCGCAGUGCAUCCUACAGUGCGGGCAUGCCUUCUUCCCCUGGCACCAACAACCACAACCUGAAGGCCGAUCACACGCUCCGUAGGAUUCGUUCGACUGGUCUAGUGAAUGGCGGCCGCAUCCAGAAGGCCAAUACCGGCUCCGCUCAGCGCUCACCGAUGCAUUUCACCUUCGCUGAAGCCGCUGUUUCGCCGAAGUUCGCAACUUCUAGUUAUGGCGGCCCAAGCAUCAGCGGUCCGCCGGUCUCGACUGGUUCGCUGGCGCCGCCGACUCCUCUCACGCCAAGCGAACCCGGUCGCUUCCCGUCUUGGCAAAGCCCCGGUAAUGUGCAGAGCAAUGUAACAAGCAACCAGGAUACCACCAGUCGCGCAGACGGUGCAGGUGUCUUGUACAGUAUGGCUCCGACCUCCGCCGCUUUCUCCACCGCUUCGCCGCCCGAAACCCCACUCUCCCUUGCAUCGCUAUACGGACACGGGCACCGCGCAAGGGUCAGCAACGGGUCGCUUGUCAGAGACACGCCGCCGCAGUCCGCACCGGCCCAGCAGCAAAGUUUUCCUCGCUCGGCCUUCACUCCGCAGCAGACAUCCAUGGCCGAAGAGCCGCACCAACCACCGCCGCAACCGCACCCGCACCCGCAAUUGCAAUUGCACCCGCAGCAGCAUCACCUGCACCACCACCAGUCAAUGGAGAAUACUCACAGCCAGCUGAUGUUACAGCAGCAAGCCCAGCGGCGGCCGUCCCUUCCGGAAGGCGGAAUGGUCCCGUACGAUAUGGCAGCAAUGCAAUAUGCCGUGCCCAUGGUCAAUGCGGACGGCGACUUGCAAUUAGCACACCCGAUGCAAUUCGCCCAGGACCCUUCGAUGAACUACGCAAAGCCGUCGAUAGCAUUCUCCCCUGACAUGGGCAACGGCCCGAUGCAGCACCACAUGGGCAUGCAGCAACAGAACUUUUAUGUCCACCAGUAUUCCCCUCCUGAUAGCUCCUCGGCUCAAGGGGGCCAGGCCAACUCGAGACGCCAGAGCGAGAUGCAGCCGAAGAAUUACAUCUUCGCCAACCAGACGCCCGGUGACUUUAAAGCAUGA
Messenger RNA from Lasiodiplodia theobromae, 2550 nucleotides. Its product is annotated as Homeobox domain-containing protein. Gene Ontology annotation, molecular function: DNA binding; DNA-binding transcription factor activity, RNA polymerase II-specific. Gene Ontology annotation, biological process: regulation of transcription by RNA polymerase II. Lineage: Eukaryota; Fungi; Ascomycota; Dothideomycetes; Botryosphaeriales; Botryosphaeriaceae. Gene Ontology annotation, cellular component: RSC-type complex; nucleus. The record is from RefSeq and is a predicted model, not a curated record. The coding region runs from base 1 to 2550 and encodes 849 amino acids. The transcript is spliced from 2 exons.